AUGUUUCGCUCUCGGUUGUCCAGCGUUUUACUAUCAAAUGUCCGUGCCAAACUGUCAAACGUUUCCAACCUCCACGUCAGUAUAUUUAAAAAAUUCCGGGCCAAAGACUGCGAGCCCAAACCUGUCGCAGUGGUCGCAGAGAUUGUCGCCUUGGUAUCAGCAUCCGGCUCUAAUGAGAUAAGCCCCAACGGUCGUGAACAAUUAACGGCUGCGCCAACGAUUGAGAAGGAAUUGAAACACCCGAGUAAUCGUCUUCUUCUGGUCCCGCAGGUUCUGUGCGGCUGUGGGUCUCUCGAUGGAUCAGAAGUAACAGAGGCGGUUUCCCUGGCCAUAAAUUUGAACCUCAACGGUUUCAAGCCGGAAUUUUUCGCGCCCAAUACGGAGAUCUGCGGGGUGAUGGACCACCUCUGCAAGCAGCCUGACAGUAGCGGCGUGGCUCGAAAUGCGUUGGUCGAGGCUGCGAGGAUCGCGAGGUCAGAGGUCCGUCCGCUCUGCGAGUGCGACUGCAAUUCUGGAAUCGCCUUAAUCCUGCCUGGAGGUUUCGGCUGCGCCAAGACCCUGAGUGACUUCGCCACGAAAGGAGCAGAGUGCACGGUUCUGCCAGACCUUGAAAGGGUCAUCACAGAGUUCGCUCUCUCCAAGAAACCGAUCGGAGCAAUUUGCAUCGCCCCAGUGCUCGUAGCGAAAGUACUUUGCGGAACGAAGAUCACGCUCGGUAAAAGUAGCCCACCAGAGAAGUGGCCUCACUGUGCGGCGAUCGCUGAAGUAAAGAAGAUGGGCGCUAAGCAUGAGGAACGGAGUGUCACUCAGGUGACUCACUGCAAACAGCACAACGUGUUCAGCACACCUGCCUGGAUGUACAACGGGACCUUCGCCGAGGUACAUGAUGGGAUUGGGCGGCUGGUAAAAGCUCUCAAAAAGAAGUUGAAGUAGAGCUGGAUUGAGAAUUCGUCAAUUUUUGCCGUUCUCGUUAGUCCAUCGAAUGCCUCCAUGGUGCCUGCUAAAAAUUGUGCAUGUCAUGAAUAUAUAUUUGCUUUAUUGUACAGUAAUGUUCAUUAAUGCUUUGGGCUUCCGGCUAACUUGUUUUCCGUCCGAAAUGAAACGCCAGCUCGAAUUCUGUACGAAUUAUGUGACAAUGACCGGCGAUACAACCGACGUGAGAGAUUCCGAGUCACUGUCACAUAAUUCGUAUGGAUUCGAGCUCGCAUUUUGUUUCGGACCGAAAACAAGUUAGCCGGAAGCCUAAAACAUUCGUAAACAUACGCUACUAGGAGAAGGAAGUAAGGACUGAUGUUGGGUUGGCUCGUCGAUUUAUAAAAUAUAUAGAUAAGAGUUUAUUAGCUUAUUCGUCCU
Neodiprion virginianus is the source of this 1353-nucleotide messenger RNA. RefSeq names its product putative glutamine amidotransferase-like class 1 domain-containing protein 3B, mitochondrial. The coding region runs from base 1 to 933 and encodes 310 amino acids. The transcript is spliced from 4 exons. Lineage: Eukaryota; Metazoa; Arthropoda; Insecta; Hymenoptera; Diprionidae. The record is from RefSeq and is a predicted model, not a curated record.